AUGGAGGAGUUUGAUGACGAAGGUGGAUGGAUCACCAAAGUAGCAAAGAAACGACGCCACGGAUCCAAUUCGAGUGAGGCGACGAUGAUCACUCAGCCGACUCACAACCUUGUGGUCAUUGUCAAACCUACUAAUCCGACCACGAUCAUCACUAACAUGAAUCCUCUGGCUCUGAAACAGAUGCUAGAAAACCUGGCACCAGACGGAGUAGUCGAAAUUAGACCAAAUUAUCGCCUUAACCUAUUGGCCAUAGAUGCAAGAAAUAUAGAAUCAACGAAGUCCCUCCUUCAACUGAAGAAGCUUGGCACAAUCCAAGUUCAGACGUAUGAGCCAGCACCCCCAUCUUCCAAUGUUGGCGUUAUUCGCGGCGUAUCAACAGAAAUCACAGACGCGGACCUCUGGGCAUCAAUAAGGGAAAAAGCACCAGUCAUUCAAGUGAGGAGACUCGGCAAGACAGAGGCGGUAAAGCUUGUCUUCUCCACCAGAACCUCACCAGAAUACGUCUUUGUGGGGCACACACGAUACAGUGUCCUUUCCUACCUCGAAAAACCGCGGCAGUGUACUAAGUGUAACCGCUUCGGACAUCUGGCGAGCACAUGCUCCAAAACGCAACGCUGCAGCCGAUGUGGUGGAGAACAUGUCGUCAGCGGGUGCGAAGCGAAGCAACCAAGGUGCAUAAACUGCAAGAGAGGCCACGAUGCCACGUCCCGGAACUGCCCAGCCUACAAAGCUGAAAAGCAGAUAACUAACUACAGAAGCUCGAACAAUGUCGACUAUACGUCUGCCGAAACUGUCAUCACGAAUGAACCAAAGGUUCGAGGACUGGAGAAGCACCGCACUCCCCACAAGCAAUAG
Messenger RNA from Ixodes scapularis (black-legged tick), 855 nucleotides. RefSeq lists its product as uncharacterized. The transcript has a single exon. The coding region runs from base 1 to 855 and encodes 284 amino acids. The record is from RefSeq and is a predicted model, not a curated record. Lineage: Eukaryota; Metazoa; Arthropoda; Arachnida; Ixodida; Ixodidae.